ACUUUUUAAGUUUUUUUUAGGCCAUUGGGCAACGCAUCAAUGGAGAAAUGGAAUCUCCUUUACCAUAAAGACAAAACGCCAACAAACAUCACAAAAAUAAAAUACAGUACAUAAAUAAAUAUAGGCGACAACAAGAGAUUCUUUCGGAUUGCUUUAGUUUAUCCCAGGAAAAACUACAGUAACUCGCAAUAAUCACUUCACUUUUCUGGGUUUUUUUCACAAGUUGCAGCAAAACCAUAAAAAUGGCAACUGAAUCAAACAAAAACGGAGUUGAAAAACAGGGCAAUGAUUUUCACGCUCUUCAGGCUAUCUGCUACAACCGAGGUUCACUUCAGCUUCUCGAUCAGAGGAAGCUUCCAUUGGAAACUGUAUACUUGGAAAUUCGCAAUGCUUCUGAUGGAUGGCUUGCGAUAAAGGAAAUGGUGGUUCGUGGUGCACCUGCCAUUGCUAUUGCAGCUGCUCUCUCUCUGGCUGUGGAAUCAUCUAACUUAAAGGCAUUUCAAGGGACUCCUGAAGAUGCAGCUUCUUUUCUUGCACAAAAGUUGGAAUAUUUAGUCUCUAGCCGUCCAACUGCUGUGAACCUUUCGGAUGCCGCCACAAAACUUAAAGAGAUUAUAGCAAAAGCUGCUUCCACUUGCUCAGAAGCAGAUACUGUAUUUCAGGCUUAUAUUGAAGCUGCUGAGAUAAUGCUUGAGGAUGAUGUCGCCUCAAACAAAGCAAUUGGUUCCUAUGGAGCUAGUUGUUUUAAAAGCCAGCUGAAAGAUGCUAUGAAAAUAUCCAUCUUGACUCAUUGCAACACUGGGAGUCUUGCAACUGCUGGAUAUGGUACUGCACUGGGGGUCAUACGUGCUGUUCAUGCCCAAGGAAUUCUUGAGAGGGCCUAUUGUACAGAAACUCGACCGUUCAACCAAGGAUCUAGGUUAACUGCUUUUGAGCUAGUGCACGACAACAUACCAGCUACACUGAUAGCAGAUUCUGCUGCAGCAGCAUUAAUGAAAGCUGGAAAUGUUCAAGGAGUUAUCGUAGGAGCAGAUCGUGUGGCUGCAAAUGGUGAUACUGCAAAUAAGAUUGGAACCUACAGCCUUGCUGUGUCUGCAAAGCAUCACGGCAUUCCAUUUUAUGUUGCUGCACCGCUUACAUCAGUUGAUUUGUCCUUGCCUUCCGGAGAAUACAUCGUCAUUGAGGAAAGGUCUCCAAAGGAAUUAUUGAAUUCUCGUGGAGGUCUUGGAGAGCAAGUUGCUGCAUCUGGGAUCUCUGUUUGGAAUCCAGCUUUUGAUGUUACUCCAGCAAAUUUGAUAUCGGGUAUCAUCACUGAAAAGGGUGUCAUCACUAAAAGUGGGGAUGAAGCUUUUGAUAUCAAAGAUUUUGUGCAGAAGUCGUAGCUCUAUGACUUUGUGGAGCCAGCGGCUAGGUAGGAGGAGUUGCGGGAAAUGGUAUAGGUCUGUAUCCCCAAUAAUUUACUUGCUUCUUGAGGUUAAAUGGUUGAAGACCGGGGGGGGGG
Beta vulgaris subsp. vulgaris (sugar beet) is the source of this 1501-nucleotide messenger RNA. RefSeq names its product methylthioribose-1-phosphate isomerase. Gene Ontology annotation, molecular function: S-methyl-5-thioribose-1-phosphate isomerase activity. NCBI's taxonomy places the organism in Eukaryota, Viridiplantae, Streptophyta, Magnoliopsida, Caryophyllales, Amaranthaceae. Bases 243 to 1382 code for a protein of 379 amino acids. The record is from RefSeq and is a predicted model, not a curated record. The transcript has 9 exons.